Messenger RNA from Colius striatus (speckled mousebird), 1139 nucleotides. RefSeq names its product growth/differentiation factor 5. Lineage: Eukaryota; Metazoa; Chordata; Aves; Coliiformes; Coliidae. The record is from RefSeq and is a predicted model, not a curated record.
UAGGGAAGCUUUCAGAACCUUUCCUGAUUUUUUUUCUUUAGUGGCAUUCAGAGGAAGACCAGAGGAUGAAAACCCUGCAUUUUCUCACUUUACUGCUUUGGCCUCUGACUUGACUGUCUGUAUCUAGUUCCUGGAGCGCUGAGUAAUUCUGAAACAGGCCAGAGUAAUCCAGGAUCUAAACUAGGUUUUUCAAAAGCAGAAGAAAAAGAGAGGAAUCCCUCCUCACGGGCAGGUACACUGAGGACUGCAAGCCAUGGAUAUAUUGCUGGCACCUCAAAGGCCAGGACUAAAAGCAGUGCUGUUCAGGCUGGAGCUCUGCUGGCCAAGAACGAUGAAUCAAAGAAGGUUCUCUCAAGAACAGCAGCCACGGAGGGCAAGGUAGGACAUCUUCCCAGCAAACCUUCUGGAGUAAGGACAGUGACUCCAAAGGUUCAGAAUAUUAGCAGCAAGGUGGCUUUGAAAAAAAAAAACCUGUCACAAGCAGUACUGACACUGGUUCUUUCAAAACCAAAAAGACUAAAGAGCCUGUAACCCACAGGGAAACUAAGGAAACUUUCAGACACUCUCCUAUAAUGCCACAUGAAUACACGCUCUCUUUGCACAAGACUCUCUCAGAUGCAGAAAGAAAAGGUGUUAAUGGAAGUGUAAAACUGGAGACUGGACUCGCCAACACAAUAACCAGCUUAGACAAAGGACAAGAUGAGCGAGCACCAACUGUAAGGAAGAAAAAAUACAUCUUUGAAAUCACUGCAUUGGAAAAGGAUGGUUUUCUGGGAGCAGAGCUUCGAAUAUUGCGGAAAAAGCCUUCUGAUACGUGGAAGUCUCAUUCUUAAAAGACAUCUCAAGUGAAAUUGUUUAGUUGCUCUACAAACAGACAAGCAGCAACGCUCCUGGACUCUCGUACUGUCAGUAUCACAGAUACGCUGAAGUGGGAAGUGUUUGACAUCUGGAAACUUUUCAGGAACUUUGAAAAUUUGGUUAACUUGUGUUUUAAACUGGAAACUUUUGGCAGGGGGAGAGCUGUUGAUCUCAGGACUGUGGAUUUUAAUAGAACAGAAAGACAGGUCGAUGAAAAGGCUCUCUUCUUGGUAUUUGGGAGGAAUAAAAAAAGAGACUUAAGUCAUAUGUCUCAAGGAUAG